Penicillium longicatenatum is the source of this 264-nucleotide messenger RNA. RefSeq lists its product as uncharacterized. The transcript has a single exon. NCBI's taxonomy places the organism in Eukaryota, Fungi, Ascomycota, Eurotiomycetes, Eurotiales, Aspergillaceae. Bases 1 to 264 code for a protein of 87 amino acids. The record is from RefSeq and is a predicted model, not a curated record.
AUGAACCAGCUGGCCUCAUGGCUCCGCAUUCGUCAACCUUCACCCAGCUUGAAGACUAGAUUUUACAUUCGCUUAGAUGGAUCCCAUGGCUUCGAAGUUGCCUAUAGACAGAUGAAGGAAUUUGUCGCAUCUGGUAGGUCCAGUGUGUACAAGACUCGACCAGCGAGUCACGCUCACGCUAAGACCGAAAGGGCAGUGGAGACUCGCAACGCAUGCAAGGAUGCGGUCAUGGCCACCACAUGGCGCCACAUAUUUCAAGGGUAG